Scleropages formosus (Asian bonytongue) is the source of this 2716-nucleotide messenger RNA. It is a transcript of the gene pkma, whose product is annotated as pyruvate kinase M1/2a. The coding region runs from base 123 to 1721 and encodes 532 amino acids. Gene Ontology annotation, molecular function: pyruvate kinase activity; potassium ion binding; magnesium ion binding. The record is from RefSeq and is a predicted model, not a curated record. The transcript is spliced from 11 exons. NCBI's taxonomy places the organism in Eukaryota, Metazoa, Chordata, Actinopteri, Osteoglossiformes, Osteoglossidae. Gene Ontology annotation, biological process: glycolytic process.
GUGAGAGUGAAAAAGUAGUACCAGUAAGUUAGAGGGAUCACCUUGAGCGGGUGGUCGUGCAUCAGUCCUUGAGUUUGUUCGUCGUAGGAGUAAGGACCUUUCCACCUGACUUUAUUUCCACCAUGCCCCAGUCAAAGAGCCAAGACAUGGGCUCUGCCUUCAUUCAGACCCAGCAGCUCAAUGCUGCCAUGGCAGACACCUUUCUGGAGCACCUGUGCUUGCUGGACAUUGACUCUGAGCCCACCACUGCCCGCAAUACCGGCAUCAUUUGCACCAUCGGCCCUGCCUCCCGCUCUCUUGAAACGCUGAAGGAAAUGAUCAAGUCUGGCAUGAACAUUGCUCGUAUGAACUUCUCUCAUGGCUCUCAUGAGUACCAUGCUGAGACCAUCAAGAAUGUGCGUGAGGCUGCGGAGAGCUUUGAGCCUGGCAGUAUCCAGUACAGGCCUAUAGGCAUUGCCCUGGACACCAAGGGCCCAGAGAUCAGGACUGGACUCAUUAAGGGCAGUGGGACUGCUGAAGUUGAGCUGAAGAAGGGCAACCACAUCAAACUCACGCUGGAUGAUGCCUACUUGGAGAAGUGCGAUGAUAAAAUCCUGUGGCUGGACUACAAAAAUAUCACCAAGGUGGUGGAAGUUGGAAGCAACGUCUAUAUUGAUGAUGGCCUAAUCUCUCUUCAGGUUAAAGCGAUUGGGUCCAAUUACCUGGAUUGUGAAAUUGAGAAUGGUGGCAUGCUGGGCAGUAAGAAGGGUGUCAACCUGCCUGGUGCUGCUGUUGACCUGCCUGCUGUGUCUGAGAAGGACAUCAAGGACCUGCAGUUUGGUGUGGAGCAGGGAGUGGACAUGGUGUUUGCCUCUUUCAUUCGCAAAGCUGCAGACGUGCACGCCGUCCGUGAAGUAUUAGGCGAGAAGGGCAAGAACAUCAAGAUCAUUAGCAAGCUGGAAAACCAUGAGGGUGUGCGCAGGUUCGAUGAGAUUAUGGAGGCCAGUGAUGGUAUCAUGGUAGCCCGAGGAGACUUGGGUAUUGAAAUCCCUACUGAGAAAGUUUUCCUGGCCCAGAAAAUGAUGAUUGGUCGCUGUAAUAGAGCUGGCAAGCCCAUCAUCUGUGCUACGCAGAUGCUUGAGAGCAUGAUCAAGAAACCACGGCCCACUCGCGCUGAGGGGAGCGAUGUGGCUAAUGCCGUGCUGGAUGGUGCUGAUUGUAUCAUGCUGAGUGGAGAGACUGCCAAGGGCGACUAUCCCCUGGAAGCUGUACGCACCCAGCACAAGAUUGCACGCGAGGCGGAGGCUGCCAUGUUCCACAGACAGCUGUUUGAGGAGCUGCAGCGCUUGUCCCACCUCACCCGUGACCCCACCGAGGCUACUGCUGUGGGUGCUGUGGAGGCUUCUUUCAAGUGCUGUGCCAGUGCCUUCAUUGUGCUCACCAAGAGCGGCAGAUCUGCCCACCUAAUCUCCAGGUACAGGCCCCGAGCUCCCAUUAUUGCUGUGACCCGUAAUGGGCAGACUGCCCGACAGGCCCACCUGUACCGUGGCAUCUUCCCUGUGCUCUACAGCAAGCCUGCCCACGAAGUGUGGGCAGAGGAUGUAGAUCUGCGUGUCAGCUUUGCCAUGGACAUGGGUAAAGCCAGGGGUUUCUUCAAGACGGGUGAUGUAGUCAUCGUCCUGACUGGCUGGCGCCCGGGUUCUGGCUACACCAACACCAUGCGUGUUGUCCUUGUGCCCUAAAAUACCUGAGGACACCCCCCCCACCCCUGCUAUCACCUGUGCCCUUUCCCUUAGUUGUUGUCCAUACCACCAUUGUGGCUGAUGUUCACCUCAACUAUUUAGGCAAUUAAAAGAGGAAAAAAAAAAAGCAAAACUUAGUGCUCUGGCCUCUUCAAAAUGGUUUCAGUGGUGGUUUUACACACUGCAUACCAGCUCACACUCCACUGUUCUCACAUAGGUGUGUUCUCCAGCUGUGCCAGUCUACAGGGCACUUGUACAUGUUUCCAGAUGUCAGUUGAGGAAAGCCCUCUUCUGCUGAAUGGACACCAGGCCUUGCUGCCUGGAUAAUGGCCUGUUGCUCUGUGUGAAGAAGUUAACAGGGAUUUUAAGAGGGAACCUUUAUACACCCAAGCAAACUGCUCCCUUUCACCCGCUGUCUUCCCUUCUGAUGGAGCGUUACAGGGCUUUGCCUCUGAACUAACUUGUAGUCCUGAGCAGUAUGCUUUCCUUGAUGUAUCAUACAGAGGUUUUGUACUCACAUAUAGGUUACAUUUUUUGGCAAGUUGCAAUGCAGAGGAGCUGGUGUUACUUAUAUUUAUGUGGGUUUCCUCCAUUGAGUAUUCAGGUAUUUUGGGUUCUACAGCUAAAGCCCUUUUUGUAUGAGUUUUUAUUGGAGUUGCUGCUACUGCUUAGCCAGUUUGUCUUAAAUGAUGGGACAGACUGCUUUGUGGAGUGCAACACCUGAAAUAAAGUGAGAUCAGCACCACGCAUUUCACACAGAUGGGUUUUAAACAGGUCUGCUGCACAUAAAAACCCACUUCCUCCUGUAUCUGCCUUUUUUCAGAGCCUGCUUUUGUUCCUGUCUGCCAGCUAGAUUAGUAUCUGCCUGUCCUGUCUUGCUACUUGCCACUUUGUGGUAGGUGUCUAAGUCACUGCUAAGGGUGAUGGUGUAAGUCCCAUGUAUGGAGUUAUCCUGUUUGACUGGAGUUCUAUGAAUUAAAGAGAUCAGCACCUGA